This is a messenger RNA of Soboliphyme baturini, 711 nucleotides long. NCBI's taxonomy places the organism in Eukaryota, Metazoa, Nematoda, Enoplea, Dioctophymatida, Soboliphymatidae. The record is from the annotation of a GenBank genome assembly.
UGUAAAUUAACUGUGUUAAAAGGUAUAGCCAUAUUCAAUCGUACGUUCGAAUAUGUCAAAAAGCGAAUGACUCUUCAAAAACCAUGCCAUGUUGUACAUCUCCCUGCUCGUAAUUUUACAUGGGGCAUUUCAAAAGGCCACGGCAACAGUAUCUCAGCACUUCUAAUGCCAGAUGUAUUUCGCAACAUUUGUUCCUCUGAAUCCACCUCACUGAUCUGGAAUGAAGUUCUGAGAGGCAAAACUGGCUACAUUCAUUCACAAGAACAUAAGUGGUGCCGUUGUUUAAACACCAUAUCAACGUGGAUGGACGCAAAAUCGAAACAAAAUAUUGCUUAUAAGUUGCAAACCAUAGAUUCAAUAAUUGGCUAUGACAACUGGCUAACGGACAAAGCGAAGGUUGAUGACUUUUAUGCGUCUUUAAGAUGUGACGACGGAGAAGACACCUUCCUGACAUGCCUCAUUAAUGCCCAUUCGUUCAACAGUAAGAAGCAGUUGAGCCUUCUCAAUAAAAGCCCAAGUCUGUCUGACGUGGAAGUCAAGUUUUUUUCAAUCAAUGCAUUUUACUUUUCUCCCAGAAAUGGUUUGAUUGUGCCACAAGUAAAUUUUAUUUUUCCACUUUUUGGACGUGAUCUCCCAGCGACUGCAAUAUUCAGCACAAUUGGGCUCCACAUUGGUCACGAGAUAGGUCACGCAGUCGAUCAGUUGGUAUGA